UCAAAAUUCAGUUUUUCUAAGUUAGUUACUAAUGACAAUUCAAAUUCUCAACACCCGCCUUUGAACUUUUUCAUUGCACAAAUGAAUAAUGACUUAUCUACAACAACCAAUUCAAGAAAUUGAAAUAGUUCCAGAAGUUUCACCAGCGGAUACGGUUAUCGAAACAACGGAAUCACAUAAUUCAUCGAUAGAGGAAGUUGAGAUUGAUUUUGUCGCAAAAAUUAAGAAAAUAUUAUUCAUCUUAUGGCGUAAAAUUAUUGAAAUUAGAAAUAGAAAUCUUAACGAAGAGAAUGUACCACAAAGUCAUCGUGAAGAUCAAAUUGAACGAGUCAGAUUAUAUCAUGUUUGGCCAGGAAAAAAUGUAUUUUAUUUCAAAGGAUUACUGAUAUGUGGGCCGGAUCCAAGACGGUUGCUAUUAACUACAGUUUCCAUUAGUCUAUCAAGUUUGGUUUUUAUUGUUUAUGUUACAAAGGAUGUACCAAAAAUCAGUUUAUGUGUGUUAUUGACCUUAAUUGUUUUCGCCAACUUAUUGAUGGUUAGUGUGAUUGAUCCUGGAAUUAUUCCUCGAAAUAAUGAAUCACUAUUUCUUGAAUCGACUCAAAAUGGGAGAGUAAGAAGCAAAAGAGUGUUCAUAAAUGGUUCGAAAUUGAAAUUAAAAUAUUGUCGAAUUUGUAAGAUAUAUCGUCCGGCUAGGAGUUGCCAUUGCAUUGUGUGUGACAAUUGUGUCGAUAAAUUUGACCAUCAUUGCCCUUGGAUUGGUCAAUGCAUCGGACUGAGGAAUUAUCGACUUUAUGUGUUGCUACUGGUUAUUGCAAAUGUUUACUUUGUCUACAUAUUUGUUUUUUCAUGUCUAAAGAUUCAACAAAAAGAUGGUGGCAAUGGUUUGAUUGGUUUGGUGAGAGAUUGCCCUGAGACAUUGGUGUUGGCAUGUUUUAGUUUUGUUGGUGCAUGUUUUGUUGGUGGAUUGGCUUGUUAUCAUUUCUAUCUCAUUGCUACAAAUCAGACAGCUUAUGAGAAUUUUAGGCAGCAGUAUGGAAGCACUAAAAAUCCUUUUGAUAAAGGAUUUGUGACUAAUAUUAAGGAGGUUUUAUUUUCACCUUGGACACAUUCAAGGAUCAAUUUUCGUUCUGAAAUGUAGUAGCUUUCAUCAUUUUGAUCAUGUCACACAACCUUCAUAUAUAUAUAUAAUUUGUAUAAUAUCGUCAUUCAGAGUUUUUUCUCACGUAUGAUCAACCAAUUUUAAUUAAAUACUAAUAUGUUUUUAUCAUUAUUCAAUGUGAUACAGAAGAUGAGAUUGUUCCUCUCUUAAUUACUAAGGUUCUCGAUUUAAGUCUUAAGGAUAGAAAACUUUUUUAUUAUGGUCCGUUUCCAUCCGAAAUUAGUAUUAAUUUGUAUACGGAUCUGAUUGUUUCUUUUUGUUUAUGUGAUGAGAAAAUUCCCAUGUUGCAUCACAUGAAUCUUGGCUGUAUAGUCUAUAAUCACCACCAUCCCUCACAUGAUUCUUUAGAUAAUUGGACCAGCUGUAGUUUCUUUUUUUUUUAAUUUUUGUAAUUUAUUUCCUAGGACCCUUUCACCAAACAUAUGAUUUAGUCGACCUGUUAAAUCUUUUAUAAACUCCAUUAAUAAUCCAAAGUAGAAAAUGGUCUACGUACGAUUGUACAUCAAUUGAUCAUGUAUAACUAUACAUAAGAUAUUUAAAAUACGUGUAAUUAAAAAUGAUACAAAGUCUCAAAUACCAUGCACAUUUUUUACCAUUCUAAAAAUGGGAUCGUUGUCCACAAAUUUGGAUUAGUCGAGUUUUGCCCACACUGCGGACAUUGAAUACCGUGUGAAUUGAAUUUCUUUUUUCUUUUUUUAAAAGAAAAUUAGUAGGCUCUUGAAUAAUUUCUUUCAUGGUUGAUAUUGUUAAGAAAAUGAAUAUCGAAUCAAACUCAACCAUCAAAUGCUAGCCUCUGAGUCAUGACGUAAAUUAAAAUCGCUCAAAA
Messenger RNA from Solanum lycopersicum (tomato), 1985 nucleotides. RefSeq names its product probable protein S-acyltransferase 3. The record is from RefSeq and is a predicted model, not a curated record. Gene Ontology annotation, biological process: peptidyl-L-cysteine S-palmitoylation; protein targeting to membrane. Gene Ontology annotation, cellular component: Golgi apparatus; endoplasmic reticulum. Lineage: Eukaryota; Viridiplantae; Streptophyta; Magnoliopsida; Solanales; Solanaceae. Gene Ontology annotation, molecular function: protein-cysteine S-palmitoyltransferase activity.